Molecule: messenger RNA, 2513 nt
Organism: Hermetia illucens (black soldier fly)
Lineage: Eukaryota; Metazoa; Arthropoda; Insecta; Diptera; Stratiomyidae
Product: multiple epidermal growth factor-like domains protein 10
Exons: 2
Coding region: 11-1636 (541 amino acids)
Molecular function (GO): scavenger receptor activity
Source: RefSeq, a predicted model, not a curated record
UCGUGAGAAGAUGGCUAUAACUUUGCCUAGGCUCAUCUUCACCCUCAGUUUUUAUUCUCUUUAUGACUUUCUAAUAACCAAUUCGAAUUGUAUUACAAAAAGUACAAUCGUUUUUUACAACGAUACGGUCACCAUUCGGAAAACCGAAUUUUGCUUCUCGCCCUCGACAAAUUUCCGUUGCUCUAAAAAAGAGGAAGUGAUAAUACCAUCCAAUGAUACAAUAAUUACGUGUUGCCCUGGUUUCCACAAAAUAGAAGAGAAUGGAGUGAUAAAGUGUCGUUGUUCAAAGUGUCCAGUCUCCAAUAUGAGAUGCGAUGCAGACUCCGAGAAGUGCGUCUGCGAAGAUGGAUGGAUCGGAGAAUUUUGCGAUAACCCGUGCCCCAAACUAUACUUUGGUCCUAGAUGUGAAAAAAAGUGCGAUUCGGGACCUAACACAUUUGACUGCGAUCAUGUAACAGGGAGGCAACUGUGCUUUCCCGGUUUCUUCGGCGAUAGGUGUGAAAACCUUUGUCCGAAAGGAAUCUACUGUGUUGAUGGAAAAUUUUGCAAAAGUCCCGGUGAUUGCCAAUGCCCCCCAGGUCGUAAUGGAACAUUUUGCGAGAUCAAAGUUCUCCAAGACGAGGUGACUGAAGCCGAGGAAGGACCUGGUUGUAAUAACGCAGGUGAAUGGGACAAUGAUCGUGGUCGAUGCAUUUGCAAGCCGGGCUGGCAAGGCAAGAUUUGUGAAAAAAGAUGCGACCAUGGUUAUUAUGGAACGGAUUGCUCGACCAAAUGUCCGACUCCUUCAAAGCAGUCUCAUAUUUCGAGGAAGACCUCGAGCUGUGAUCCAGCCACGGGUUUUUAUAAGUGCGAGGUGGGGUUCAAAGGUAAAAUUUGCGACAGAUGCAUGAUCUGUGACUGCCCUCCCGGUUAUAAGGGCAAUAAUUGUGAUGAAUUGUGCGAGGAAGGACGAUACGGAAUAAAUUGUCAUCAGAUCUGCUCUUGUGAAAAUAAUGCGACUUGCUCCCCAUUUGACGGUACCUGUACGUGCUUAGCUGGUUGGUCAGGAGAAAAGUGUGGAGAUGCUUGCCAAAGCGGUUACUAUGGAAUUAACUGCACUACUCGGUGCGAUUUUGAAGGACACUCCAAGGAAUGUCAUCAUAUAACAGGAGAGUUAGUUUGUUCGCCUGGCUACAUAGGACCAUUCUGCAAUGAAACCUGCCCAUGUGGAAAAUUCGAAAAGGAUUGCCCAGAAAGUUGUGAAACUAGACGCAGUUUAAAAUCAUCGGCACAGACAGAGGCGAUUGAUGAGAAACUGCUGUUGGAUUUGCAGACUCCAAUUGGGUUUUUUCGGAGAUAUGUAUGGUAUUUUAUUGCACUUGCUGCUUGCUUGAUAGCAUUUGCUUCUGCCAAUUUAAUUGUGGUCAUAUUUCAACGUAAGUGGAGGAGAAAUAACGGUUUACUCUUGGAAGUUCCUUACAAUUAUAGGGAAUUUCCGGAUAAGGACAAGGAAAAAGUAGAAGACCAUCAAUAUGAAGAAAUUGGAGUAUAUGAACGAGGGGACACUUACGAUCAUUUGGAUUUGAAAAAACAAAGGCAAAAUUUCCACCCGAACUAUGAAAACUCUAAUGGAAAAUUCAAUUUGUGGCAUAUUUGAAAAUUAUUUUAUUUUAUUCGACAGGACAGGGAGGUAGUGAAACACGAAAAGUUUUUCAAUUGUAGAAUUGGAAAAAGAAAUGAAUGUAGGGCCCCACGUUGGGCGCAAUUUGUAAUGAGUACUAUCUUGGUCAAAAACUCUUCAUUCUCGGUGUUUGGUAAGUCCAUCAGAGCCUUUUUAAUUUGUUGAUUACCUCUUGCUGGUUGCUGAAAUAUUUUGUGAGUAUUUAAUCGGAUUCAGCCAUGAAAAUGAUCUCUUUUGCGAGACGACUAUUGAACUAUGGCUCUUAUAGAGUAAACUUUCCGGUCCCUCGCUUCCACAGAAUACUACAACAAUUUGUAUUUUUAGGGACAGUCUUGGGACUUGUUUUUUCAGUUUUGUGGAUAUUACUUUGUUAUUAUUUCUUUUUAAUUGAUUAUCUCCUGUUCACUCCCUUGUGGAGUAUAAAGAAUUCGCACAGUGGGACUGUGGGUCAGUUUUACUAUAAUCACACCAAGAAGACAGUGUAUACAGGAGAUUCAACUCACGGCGCAUUCUUUGAAAUUUUAUAGAGACGAAAAAUCAUUGCACAUGUUCGACCGCAAUGGGAGAUGCGCAAUCAGAAUUCCACCAUAAGGGCUGGUGUGCGCUCAUGUGAUUGCGAGCACAUGACUGUGAGUUGCUGCGAGCACUUGGCAGCAGUGUACACAGACUAGAAAAGGUAACAUCAAUACGAAACGUCAAAUUGCUGAUGACGUCAAUUGGACCGAUACAAUGUGUAGUAAAAUUUUAUAAACAUCUUGUACCUCCGGCACUAUUAUGGCUAAAGGAAAAUUAUGAAUUAAAAUUGGUAGGAAACAUCUCUAUUUAUGAAUAAAGUCCUUAUCUAUGAAAAUCA